Molecule: messenger RNA, 3230 nt
Organism: Xyrauchen texanus (razorback sucker)
Lineage: Eukaryota; Metazoa; Chordata; Actinopteri; Cypriniformes; Catostomidae
Gene: dpep2
Product: dipeptidase 2
Exons: 15
Coding region: 1951-3225 (424 amino acids)
Biological process (GO): proteolysis
Molecular function (GO): metallodipeptidase activity
Source: RefSeq, a predicted model, not a curated record
AAUCGCGACCACGAGGAGGUUACCCCAUGUGACCCUGCCCUCAAUAGCAACUGGGCCAAUUUGAUUACUGAAGAGACCUGGCUGGAGUCACUCAGCACACCCUGGAUUCGAACUUAUGACUCCAGGGGUGGUAGUCAUCGUCAAUACUCGCUGAGCUACCCAGGGCUCCAUGAACAAGAUACUUUAAUUUUAUUGCUGUUUUAUCACUGUUGAAUCAUGCUGUGCUAACAUUUAUGUCUCUCAAUUUCAGCUCUAUUGGAAUAGUUGGUUCUCAGUUGCUGAUUUGAUUAUAUUGAUGCAGCUGCGUCUCAUGUCUCAGGAAAUGCAACACAGAUUACUUCGACACAAAAUCUACCUGCAUAUUUUUCAUGUUAUGGACAUCAGGUUUUCCAUAGCUACAUUAGAAGAGCUGGCAUCUCAUGACGACAGGUGCGCUAUUUGCUUGGAAAAGAUGCGCACGGCUUGCAAACUUCCCUGUGGGCACCUCUUUCACAUGUCUUGUUUGCGUUCAUGGCUGGAGCAGGACAUGUCAUGUCCCACUUGCAGGAUAUCUUUCAAUAUCAGUGCCAGAAGUAGUCAUACCACAGAAGAGCAGGAGGGGGCAUCACUGAGAGGCAGUUUGGGACCUGCUACUGAGCCAAGCCCAAACAGCUCUAAUCAAUCACCUCAAUCACUUUAAGUUUAAUGGUUCUCUUAUUGCUAGCUGGCUGCCUGGAUUUUCAAUUGAAUUUGUGCACUCUACUAGUAUUUCUUCUACAGACAGACCACUCACAGGUUCACCUGGAGGCAGAGUUGUUUCAGAGAUCUACCUGAGGAGUCAUUGCAAGAUUUUAAACCAACAAAUGAAGGAAAACCUGCAGUGACAGCAUUUUGAGAAACCUGAGCAGGUGUUAAAAGAGUGAAACAUCUGCUCAAAAUCGGUUGACGAAAGACAUUGAAAGUUAAAGAGUGUGCAACACGAAAUGUCUACAAGUGGAAGUUAAACAUAGAAAUAUUGAAAGUGUGUAUUUUCAACACAAUGACUAGUGGCUGUAAUAUGGCUGUUAUUUGGGCAUAGUCUCGCUAUUCCACCAUUGAUAAAAUCUGUAAGGUCAACAGUUUGACAUUUUCCCUAAGAAAUUGAAAUAUUGUAUUACAUAGUGCAUUCUGUUUUUAAUGUGUUUUUAAAAAAAAUAUUUAUAAUUAGGUCAUGAGAAGAAGACUGACUUGUGAAAUUAUGCUAUUCAUGAAAAAUUAAACUUAGAUUUAUAUUAAACUUAUAUGCCUCCUAUAUUUACAACUUAAAGUAAGCCAAAAGUUAGCCUAUUUUUCAAGCAUGUAAUAAAUGUUUCUUUGCCCUUCCUGUCAUGUCAGGCCAUGUCCUAAAGUCAUGCAAUGCUUAAGUACAGUAUGUACUGUAAGUUGGAUGGCUUUGAUGUGGAGAGCUUUAUUAACUGUUGACACUUGUUACAGGUUUAAGUCCAAGUGCUCCCACAGAGAGCAUCGUGCACUACAAAUAACAUCAAAGCAAGAAAGACUUGACUGAAAAUAUCUGUAGUCUGUGUUUUCUAAAAACAUAAUAAUCAGGUCAUCUUUAUGUUUUUUUUUUUUUUUUACAUUUGUUAUAUUUUUGGUAUUUUUAUAUUAACAUAUAGAUUGGCAGCUCUAUUUAUUAUUUGUGUAUUGUGUUAUAAAGUCUGGAAGAAUAUUUGUCUUGCUCAAAUGUGCACGCAAUUACCGUCCACCUGGGUGUUAUGUGCAUCAAAGCACGCAGAAGAGGGCGACACUUCUCCGAUGGCAAAACGCUUUACUGUAAACUGAGAAAUGCUCUUAGUGCAACACACGGACAAGUCCGUAUAUUGUGAAAUUCCGCAAGGAAGAUCAGUUUACAGACGCAUUACCACGUACAGUCUAAAUGUCCCUCCAUGUCGAUAAGUACUUUUAGGCAAGCAUCCAAACGCGCAUCAUAGGAUGUUAAUAUUCAAAGAGGCAAGCAUCAGUGACCCAUGGAUAUGCUUGUUUAUAUGCACCCUUCUCUCACUUCAUCAUGGAGUAAUAUCUGAAACCAGUAGAGCACUGGAUAUAAUGACAAAAUAUCCACUAAUUGAUGGGCACAAUGACCUGGCACUGCGUCUGAGAAUACAGUACAACAACAAACUGAGCCUGGUCAAUUCGCAAAAUAUUCCUAAUGUGGCUACAGAUAUCACCCGUCUCACUGCUGGUCAUGUUGGAGGACAGGUCUUUGCAGCAUACGUGUUGUGUACAUCUCAGGACAAAGAUGCAGUCAGACUGACUUUGGAACAGAUAGAUGUCAUUCGUCGUAUGUGUACUGAAAACCCAGAGUUGGAACUGGUCACCUCAGCUGAAGGAAUGAUGAACAGUAAAAAAAUUGCAUGUCUAAUCAGUGUGGAGGGAGGUCACUCCAUCGACAGCAGUUUACCAGCACUCCGCAUGUUCUACCAGCUUGGAGUGAGAUCCAUGGCACUUACACACACCUGCAACACACCAUGGGCUGAGAGCUCAUCUAGGUUUUACCCAUAUUAUCAGUGGAAGAAAAAUAGCCUGACAGAAUUUGGUAAGGCAGUGGUGCAUGAAAUGAACAGAUUAGGAAUGCUGAUCGAUCUGUCCCACACCUCCUGGGAGACAGCUAGAGAAGUGCUGAAACAUUCUAGAGCUCCAGUUAUUUUCAGCCACUCCUCAGCCUAUGCUAUCUGUAACAGCACUCGCAACGUACCUGAUGACAUGCUACUGCAGCUUAAAGAAAAUGGUGGGCUUAUUAUGAUAAACUUCUACAACAGUUAUGUAGCAUGCUCAAAAGAAGCAGACGUCUCUAUUGUGGCUGAUCAUUUUGAUCAUAUUAAGUUGGUGAUAGGAGCUGAAAGCAUUGGGAUUGGAGCAGACUUUGAUGGGGGACAUGGAUUCCCUAAAGGCCUGGAGGAUGUCUCCAAAUAUUCAGCUCUAAUUGAGGAACUGAUGUCAAGGAACUGGACUGAGGAGGAGUUGGCAGGAGUGUUAAGAUUGAACUUCCUUGCAGUGUUCCUAAAAGUUGAAAAGGUGCGUGAUGAUAUGUCUAACACUUCACCCAGUGAAGUUGAAAUCCCAUUUUUGGAGGCAAACAACAGCUGUCGUGUGAUACUAACCCAUCCAUCCAUCAAGGCUGAGAGUAGCUAUCAAAACAGAAAUUCUCCUUUGCUGCUUGUAACAGCUCUAGCCUGGUUCAUCUCACUUGUUGUCAAAUGUAUCUAAUUAUA